Molecule: messenger RNA, 1074 nt
Organism: Seminavis robusta
Lineage: Eukaryota; Bacillariophyta; Bacillariophyceae; Naviculales; Naviculaceae
Source: the annotation of a GenBank genome assembly
AUGGUGUUAAAAACAGCGCUCCCCUUUUCAGCCCUUCUGCUCCUUGCUCUUGCUGGGCAGAAAGUCUCCGCAACGAGGCUUUCGUUUUGUUGCAGCGACGAUGACUGUGGCUCGGCCAUGGAAUGCAACAAUAUUCCUGCCGAUUGCGACAAAAACGAUUUCAACAGUGGUUCCUGUGGACUGAGACUCCGUGGUUGCUUUGCCAGAGAAAUGACGUUGGAUGUUCAUGGCCAAGGGCCCACCGCCAUGGAGGACUUGCAAGUGGGGGAUCUGGUACGGACAAGAGACAAUAAGUUUGAACCGAUAUAUGCAUUUGCACAUUGGGACGAAUCAAGCACAACCAAUUCCUAUUUGGAGAUUACAUAUUAUGAAUCAUCGAUGAACGAUGGCGAGCUGAAGGUGACACCAGACCAUUUGCUGCAUCUGGCCUCAGGUCACCUCAUAGCAGCCGAUUCAGUUCGUGUUGGAGAUAGUCUCCAUGGUCCCGGGAAUACAACGAUGACUGUAGCUCAAGUGCAGAAACUGCAAGAGGCAGCUGGUCUUUAUGCUCCGCUGACUCCGUCUGGGACACUGUUGGUCAAUGGUCAUGUGGAGACCUCCUGCUACAUCUCCUUCCAAGAUGGCCUCCCUGAACACAUACUUCUUGGCUCCUCGUCCGAACUACACACAAUGCUAUCUCAGCACUGGUUUGCUCACUUGACGCUGAGUCCCAUCCGCUUGUUAUGCCUUGGUGUCUCGCCCAAGAUCUGUCACAACGGCUGGGUCAUCUCGCCUGGAAGUGGAUAUGCGUGGUUCACACUCAUUGGAUUUGCAUUGAUGGACUUUCUUGAGAGUCAAAAUUGCUUGGUUGUCCAAGUGAUCCUUAUGGGCAUGUUCCUUGUUGUCUUUGGGGCCUUCUGGGUCAUUGAAUCCAUUGCAGGUGCUAUUUAUGCUCCAUCUCUUACUGUUGCCAUGAUUCUACUGAUGGGGAUGUGGCGUCGUGGUUGUUUUCGAAGUACAUGUAAGACAGAGGGCGAGAAGGAGUUCAGUCUGCUAUACGGUAGAUACCGUUUGAAGGGCGAAGAGCCAAGUUAG